AUGCCAAAAAUCACGACAAUGAAGUUUCUUCUGCUGCUGAUGGUGGUUGAACUGACACUCCUUCAUCGCAGCGAAGGGGACGCUUGGUGGCAUCAUCGUAAACCCCAUAAACCCCAUUGCGACUCAAGUAGGCCACCAGGAUUUAAUUGGGCCAACCAAUGGCAACAAACUUUCGUGUACAGUUGUCCGAAGGGUAAGUUGAUUUGAAAACCCACUUUUAGGCCAAGUUAAAUGAAAACAAUUAACAAAAGUAAAAAACGACCAAAAACAAAACCAAAAAAAAAAAAAAAAAAAAAAAAAAAAAAAAAAAAUGUUUCUCGUCCGGAGUUUCUAUAGAGAAAAAGAGCGGACAGGUGCUUUUUUUUUUGGUUGUUUCCUACGUUGUCAUUAUUGCCAAUUUAAUUCUUAAUAAUAACUAACUGAUGUACGAUUAAAAGAAAUGAUAAAUAAUAAUGGUAGUAAUAAUAAUAAUAAUCAUAAUAACAAACACAUGAUAAAUUAAUUAUACGUCUUAGUACGGCAAAUAAGUCUUACUUGCUCCCUUAAAAUUGUCGAUAGUACCUGCUCUUUGCUCCUUCUUUUAUACAAAUUAUUACCGACCUCCAGGGAUAAGCUGGAGUUCUUUGGUCCCUUAAUAAAUGAAACGUCAGAUAUUAAUUAAACACAAAUUUUUGGUGUAUUUUGAUACAUGUGUAAAAACAACGUAAUGCGUCAAACAACUUCAGUAUAGGACUCAGUAUUUAACAAAUGCUUCGGUUUAUGAAAUGUAAGGCCUGCUUUGCAGGAUUGUAGAAUUGAAUGGGCCCUUUGCAACUAGCCAUUCGCGUGGUACAAAACCGCCAUGCAGGAGAGCAAAAGUUGCACUGGGGCAAGACAAACAUAGGAAACUACCAUUUAUAAUUAUGAUGCCUUUUAUUUGUCUUGUCCCAGUGCGACUUUUGCUCUCCAGCAUGGAGGUGUUGUACCACGUGAAUGGCUAGCUGCAAAGAGCUUAUUGGCGUUGGAAGUAAUGCCUGUUGAUUCUUGUUCGUUUUUGCUUUUCCAAUAAAAACAAGAGAAGUGGUCCCAAAACAUGAGGCGGGUGGAACAAGAAACAAUAAUUUCUUUGUUUGUUUGAUUUUUACAUGGCCUCACUACUCUUUUUCCCUCAAAGCUUCUCUUUCUUUUCAACACAGCAGCCCCUUUCUUGCUUUGCCUGAACUGAAACUUGACCCAGGCUUAAGAACCGUACUUGAAAACCCUGUCUUUACUGCUCUGUCUCUCUCCUCCCCAGAGGCCUUUUUGUGUUGUAGGGAGGCUGGGGAGAAAGAGAAAGAAAGCGCCCGAGGCGCGAUGGGAAGGGGAAAGAGCUUUCUAUUUUUCGAUUAUUGCUAUUUUUAUUGGGAUACCCAGCGGGAACUUCUACGGAGGAGAGAGCUGCCCUGUAGCUGAUGGGUUUGUAAGUGCUGGAUCAUUCGUGCUACAAGCAGUCGGACUUGCUUCAUAGUGACAUAAAAGGUUAUUAAUUAAAACGUUUCUAGGUUCUUCUUUGAGUCGCUGGUACAGCAUUCACAGGAACUGCAAGGAAGAUCGCAUCCAUCACUUUGAAUGCCGUAAAGUGAAUGAACCCUACAGCGCGCAUUGCAAGUGGACUUCUUAUGUAAACACUUAUGACAACCCUGUUAAAUUCAAAUGUGGGAACAAUGGCUUUGUAAGUGGAGUCAGAAGUGAGUACAGCCCCUAUCACAAAGAUCGCAGGUAACUUAUGAUUAUUACUGAGUUAAUUUUGGCUUUUUCUUCUUCUUCUUCUUCUUCUUACGGAUCUUCCGCAAGUUUCAAUUUACUUUUUAGUAAUUUCGCAUUUAAAAUUAAACAUUCCAGAUUUAAAAUUUUCAGGUUUUUUUUUGUGUGUGCUAUCCUCUGGAUUUGCUUACCUUUUUCCUAACCAUCUCCUCUGGGGACGUAGUCACGGGGUUUGGCAGAAUUGGUGCAGAGAGACCCUUUGCACUGUCCGCAGACAGGGGACAAGUAAUAGACCAGUCCUCUUUAACUUGUAUGUUUUGUUUUCCCAACUAGAGGUCCCAGGGGAACUUGCCCCUUGGUCUUUUCAUAAAUUAUGCGUACAUAUGCCCGUGAAUAAAGCGAAAUUUCAAAGAAACAGUUCUCUAGAGUAUUAUGACACAUGACCUGUGUGUAUUGGGAAAACAAAAGUUACAAGCUAAAGAGGUCUAUUGUAGAAGUACUGUAGUUCUAGUAUAGUACAUUUAUAGAUUUUACAUGCAAACAACAAGUGAGGGCCUAUCCAUUUACCUACCUAGUUUAUGAAAUUACUUUUUAACGAAAAAAAUAACAACUUCAAGACAAACAGCAGGAGGUAUUAAAUGUACCUCCCUAGAGAAGAUAAUUCAAAGUUACAAAUACCAAUGAUAUACCUCGAAAAACUGAUUGACAACUAAGUAGUUUUUGAAACCCUCGAUUGCAAUUAACAUUUUGAAUGUUUCUUCAAUAUUAUAAGCCGUUGCUAUUGAUUCUAUAUUUUGUUCAAGUUUUUAUUUUCGUAGACUCCCAUUGGGGGCCAGUUAAUUUGACUAAAUUAAGUGACACAGCUUCCUUAUUAACGUCUUUGUCAUCCUCUUACCUGACCCAAAAAAAUAUUUUAAUUCUUUCAAUUCAGGUUCUGCUUCCUCUGCUGUAACAAGCCACGUUUGUUUCCACACGACUGUAAGAGCACUCCUCUUCAGAACAACUGGGACGCUGUACUGGACUACCGUGUUCCUAAUGGUUACACCUUGGCUGGUGUAAACAGUCACCAUGACAACAGUAAAGAGUAAGUACCUCAGAGAUAUGUCGAUUAAAAAAAAUGGAUGGAAACAGCUCAGAUUGUGGGGACGGCGCGAAGAGAUGUGGGCAGAAAAGACAGCGAGGAGAUGGAGUUGGGGGUGAGAGCUCCCUUACCUCGCGCCGCACUCCACUAUCUGAACGCCUAGAACGGGUUAAAAAGAAAAAAAAAAGAGCAAACAAAUAAAUCAACCCAAAUAAACACCUCUCUGUAUCAAGACCCGGUGGAAUCUAUAUCUUUACCGGUUCUCGGAGAAAAUGUCACCGGAAUGGCUUCUUUUCCACUGGUUGAUCUUUGGUAGUUGGUUAUCGCCCAUGAAAGCUAAAAGGGGUGGCAGGCCUUAAAUCUCUACCUGUGUGAAACCUUUGAAAUGCUUUUGCAUAUUGCUGAAACGAGAACUAUAAGAUUUACGCGAUUACCUGUUCCCUCCGAUUUCUUUCUUAUAUUUUUACUUCUUUUAAACAAAUGCGAAUAACGAAAUACACUGGCUUUAUAGAAUUCACAGUAAAAAGCGACAGGGGCAAAAAAUUAGCCGAGUAGGAACAAACUAUUCGCCAGGUAUCGGGAGGCUAAAUAAUCACCAGGUAGACUGAAUUAGACCACUGGGUAGGGUUUCACUGAGUCUGUUACAGAGGAGUGUACUAAAAGGUGUGUAAAAACAGGCAACAUAUACGUGCAACUUGUCUUGCAACAUUGUUGCAGAACAAGUUGAAUAGCGAUUUGGCGCGUUUUACCACCCACGUCAAACCUGUCUUGCAACAAAACAGCUUGUUAACAGGUUUUAACACGGGUAGUAAGCUGUGGUAAAACGCGCAACACUCGCUUAUUCUCUUGUUCUUCAGUAAUGCUGCAAGACCAGUUGCACGUUAUUUUUUGCCCGUUUUUACGCACCUUAAGGAAUGAAUAAUAUGAAACGGACAAAAGUUAAUUAAAUCAACUGCAAGUACACAAUUGAACUAAAACGAAACAAAGCGAAAAGGAAAAAUGUUAAAUUGACGCACUGAACAAAUGAAACAAAGAAAAAAUAAACCAAACCAAUGACCAGGAUAACCGUUGUUCUGUAAACGCCGACUCACCAGUUCCCUCUUUUUUAAAUAUUUAACGUUCUCUGUUUUAUGUUUUGGUUAGGAAAAAACAAUAUGAAGUUAUAAAAGAACAUACCCCGACCCCGAGCUAACGCAACCUCGUCCCCAGGGCGCUUUUCUUUGAGGACGAGGUUGUACCUAACCUGCCAAGCGGUUUUUCUGAUGUGUUUUUCGUUUGUGGUUCGUUAAGGGCCUGUUAACAAGGAAAGAGGGUUACCCUUUUACUAGGGUUACCAUAGCAGGCGCGUUAAAGUUAACUCUGGUUUACAAGCAAAUUUCACAGGUAGGGUUAUCCUACCACCCGGCUCAACUUUACAUGUCUGCGUGAUGGGAACAUUAACUGCCAACAUGUGAAAUCGUCAUUUUCGACCCCAGAGCUCUUCUAGCUUCAUGCGCAGUCAGCUAAGGAUCUGGUGACGAGAUUGGUGAAAUCAUGUGAACCACCUUGAAUCACCACCAGGGCCCAGUUGUUUGAAGGCCGAUUAGCUCCAGCCUGAGGUUAAACUUUAAUCCGGCUUUCUUUUUGUUUUAUUCGAAAGCAUUUUCUGGGCAAUUUUUCUCUAUUCUUUUAAGUUCAUCCAAUCAUCAUAUUGUAGACAAAAAGAACUAAACUGAAUUUGCUUUUUAACCUUUCAUAUCUCAAUUCAAAUUUCGCUCAAUCCCCGGGUUAUCGAUCUUGAACCCAUCUUUAAAAAACUCGAACCAGGCUGGUAUUUUUUUUCCCUCUUGUGCAAACUAAACCCUUUGUAAACUUUUUCUAGGAAUUAGCUGAAUACUACUAAAUACUCAUACUGGCUACAAUCGAUUUUUUUCCUUCAGAAAAAUAAUAAGAACCUAUUUAAGAACCUAAAAAGCUUAAAUUUGUGCUAAUUACCAUUUAUGUAUGACCAUGUUUAGGCUAACUUGGAAAAAUGCAAAAGUUCUACGCGCUCACAGGGUGCCCCAAAGAGUACUGUGCACAUUACUCUGGGAGGGUCCGCAGUGCCCAUAUCAGACAAAUAAUUAACUCUUUGUUGCAGGACAGGCUGUUUCCUAAUUCUGUAUAUUUUAUAAAUAAGUCAUUUUCUUUAUAGAAUACAGCGUUUUACCUUUAAAACUUUCAUCUGAAGCUUUGCUUCCUUUUUAAUCUUUAGGGAUCGUCGCUGGGGAUUUGAGAUCUGACCAUGUUUAGGCUAACUUGGAAAAAUGCAAAAGUUCUACGCGCUCACAGGGUGCCCCAAAGAGUACUGUGCACAUUACUCUGGGAGGGUCCGCAGUGCCCAUAUCAGACAAAUAAUUAACUCUUUGUUGCAGGACAGGCUGUUUCCUAAUUCUGUAUAUUUUAUAAAUAAGUCAUUUUCUUUAUAGAAUACAGCGUUUUACCUUUAAAACUUUCAUCUGAAGCUUUGCUUCCUUUUUAAUCUUUAGGGAUCGUCGCUGGGGAUUUGAGAUCUGCAAAUUUCUUAGCUGUCAGUGAGCCGAAACGAUGGGAUUUAACAGCCAAACAUGUGUAGAUAACUCUAAACCAUGACGUUCUAAUGAAGAGAAAUCCAACAGCCUCUUAUUUUUCGUUUUAUAUUCCUAUCCUAUCAUUAAAUCGUUAAAUCAAUAUAGUUAAGUUAAUGCCUAGUAAUGAUUUUUUCUUUUUUAGACAAUACUCGAUUGCUAACG
This is a messenger RNA of Porites lobata, 5553 nucleotides long. The record is from the annotation of a GenBank genome assembly. Lineage: Eukaryota; Metazoa; Cnidaria; Anthozoa; Scleractinia; Poritidae.